AUGGGGAGUGGAGGGGGUAUAAGAGAGUGGCAAAUCUACAAGCUCAGAGGAAAUAAUGACAUCAUCAACUCUGCCGGCAAACCAGAAAUCCCCAUCGCUGUCCAUCAUUCCUCUGUCUCCAGUGACAUAAAAAUCUUCCUUUACCAUGGCAGCAGUUUUCUCUGGACUGUCCUUGGAAUCACAGAUGACAUUUGGGGAUUAGUUUGGUCAGAACAGAGACGGGUGGUGAAGCUCUUCAUUGUCCUGACUCCACAGUUCUUGUCCCAUGACCAGGGCUGGCUCACCAAGGAGCUGCAGCAGCACGUAAAGUCAGUGACACUCCCAUGCGAGUACCUGAGGAAGGUGAGUGAGCGCAGACAGAUGGGGUCCGGUGCCCUUGAACAGUCAGUGACAUCCCCAUGCAAGUACAUGAGGAAAGUGAGUGAGUGCAGACAGAUGGGACCUGGUGCCCUUGAGCAGUUCCCAGUUCUUGGCUGUCCCACGUCUCAUAGCAUGGCCAUGCUUGGGGAAGCUUCGGCAGUCACAGUACUUGCUUUUUCUUCUAUCUCCCUGAGUGACUCAAGUGCCCAUUUAAUGACACAGAGGUCUCAGGGAUGCUCCAUGAGGCUCCAGGUGCCAACCUCUGCCCUGCUGGAGUGUGAGGCAAGGGACAGGGUAUCUUCUGUGGGAGGUAGUGGUCAGCCAGGCUUGGUGACACUACUUGCUUACCAGACCAUCCCAAACCUGCCACCUCUGUUGGAUCCACUGCCUCUGUGCCUGCCUGUACUGCUGAUGCUCCAGUGGCUGCCUCAACAUCCCGGCCUAGGCCCAAUGCCACUGAAGAUGGACCUGCCCCAGGAGACCUAUGAGCCCUACAGGGGUCACUCAGCUGUCCCCAGGAGUGUCCAGACACUCAUUCCUGUUCAGGACAUAGAAGCCCUACCCCUUGGCUCUCCCUCUUCAGCAGUAAAUGAUGAUUUACUGCUGUUACCAUCAUCACUGCCUUUAGUGUCCGAGGACCUUCCAAGGCACGAGUUCUGGAAGGAAAGAUGCCCUUGGGGGGUGACGAUACGCAGACUUUGUAAAUUUCCUUCAUUGCAUUUUCCACCUUCACCCUUGCUCAUGGCCAUCGACUGUCAGAACCCAAGCUUUACUGGCCCCAUUGGGUCUAAUAAUGACGGAUCCACCGAUCUGCAGCAGACAGCCUGGAGGUCCAACAGGCAUAGCCAGGAAGUUAUGCUAUCUAUUGGAGUCCCCACAGUAUGGAAAUGAGUUUG
Molecule: messenger RNA, 1256 nt
Organism: Cercocebus atys (sooty mangabey)
Lineage: Eukaryota; Metazoa; Chordata; Mammalia; Primates; Cercopithecidae
Exons: 6
Coding region: 1-1251 (416 amino acids)
Cellular component (GO): nucleoplasm
Source: RefSeq, a predicted model, not a curated record